Chelmon rostratus (copperband butterflyfish) is the source of this 2098-nucleotide messenger RNA. It is a transcript of the gene lad1, whose product is annotated as ladinin. Gene Ontology annotation, molecular function: structural molecule activity. The record is from RefSeq and is a predicted model, not a curated record. Lineage: Eukaryota; Metazoa; Chordata; Actinopteri; Chaetodontiformes; Chaetodontidae. The transcript is spliced from 14 exons. The coding region runs from base 117 to 1499 and encodes 460 amino acids.
CUGCUUUGUGCUGCACCGUCUGUAAUUUUAACUGCCGCCUGAGACAGCCAGUCAGUCGACUCUUCACUGCCUGUGGAGGAAGCGCAACUGGAAACUUUACAUUUUUUUCGUCCACUAUGUCCAUCAGUAGGAAGAACUGGUCGGCUUUGUCCCGACUAGCGCGCCAGUGGACAAGGGAGGACGAGGAGGAGGUGGAGAGGGAGAAGAGGAGGAGGGUGAAAAGUUCAAGCAGCUCCGCCGAGCCCGAUGCUGAUUUCAGCCCAGCACCCACAGAUGACACGCCCACCAGUGGCAGCACCUCAGGGACAGACUCCUCAAGUGAGAUGUCCCAGGGGCUGAGCAGUGUGGAGCAGAUACAGCUGGACUUUGUCGAGAUGCUGCGUGUCCGUGAUGAAAAGCGGAGGAUGAGGCACGUGGAGACGCUGAGACGACAGAAGGAGGCAGAAGAGGAUGUAGCAGAGGCCUGUGGAGAAGGCGGAGGAGCCAGGGUGGAGCUACUGGGGGACUUGGAUGAGGAUCAGGGUGGUGCGUUGCCCUCUGUGAAAGCCACAUCCAAACCACAACCACCCCUCAAGGUAGCCAGUCCCACCAACAGCAGCAGGAGCAGCAGCAGCACUAGCAUCACAAACAGACAACACGAAAAUGGAGAAUCGUCGGGCAAAUACCCUGAUCCCAAGCCAUCGUCCAACCCGGCUCGCAAGUUUGUCAGUUCUGUCUCCAUCUCACUCGACAAAAGCCCCUCCACCAGCAGGUGCACGACUCCCAUGAGCCCUCGCUCCCCGACGGCCCCCUUGUCCCCUCGAGAACACUGGCCGUCGCCUUGCCAGAGUCCCUCUCCAAGGGGAGCUCAAAGCCCUGUUCAGAAUGGACACACAGAGGAGACUAGUGUGAAUGGCUCUCCCUCCAACAACGGCAACUUUGAACAGACGACCAAACCUGCGUUCAUCAGACAGAGCUCCAGGACUGUGUCUUUCAGGAUGAUGAGGAAGAAAGAGGAGGAGAGUUCAACGCUGCAAAGGAGUGCGAGUGUGAGGAUGGCCUCCAAGAAGUCUGAAUCCAAUACAGACCAAAACGAAGAUGAAGACAAGGCAUCGUCUUUCCAGAGAAACUCUAAGCAGAGGAUUUCAUCAAGGUCCAUCCAGGAGAAGAUGGAGAGACUGGCUCAGGCUGCACAGAAGUCUGAGGUGAUACGAUCUCCAGACGUGACCCAGAGGACCCUGUUCUUGCUGGAUGAGGUGUCCAGGAAGCGAGGCCUCUUUGAAAAGGAGCAGCAGGCGGCCUGCCCCACCAGCCCGGGAGUUUCCAGACAGGAAUUUAGGAGCUUCGCAUCAGGAAUGUCAGAUCGGAUCAACCGCUGGCUCAACAAGACCAACCAAACUGGGUCUUCAAACACUCCUAGUGACUUGAGACAUGUGGACAUCACCAGCAAGAGGAGCCUGUUCGAAAGCACUGGGGGAGACAAUGUCCCACAAAACAGCCCUGGAAAAAUCUACAAGUGAAGGAUGAACCUUUAUAAUGUCCAACAGAAGACGGUGAGAGGAGCAGACAACUGGAAGAUUAAUGGAUGCCAUAACUGACUGAUUCUUUCUUCAAGCUUUUCAUGUUUUGUUUUGUUUUUUUAAUCUACUGCCAAAGCACACGGGAGGAACAGAUACGCAAAAAAGAGAAAAAAGUUAGCUGAGUUUUAGCUUGAGAGGACGGAAGAGAAGGUCACUGCUUUUAAAGUUUGGAGGCUUCAAUCACUUUAGCAUUGCUUCUUGAAGUAUAAAUAUGUCUUAUUUCAAACACUGAAACACUGAUGUGUGAGGAAAAGGGUAAAAAGCAAUGUAGACAUGAGAGGUGAAGAAAAGUAAAAGAAAAGAGAGAGGGCGGUGAUGUAUUUGCUUUAAAACAUCAGCUGUUUGCCUUAACUUUGUGUAAUUUUGAACAGCACUUUAAACAGGUGAGGGUCUUAAGGCUAAUGAUAGCUAUUUUUAUUGAAUUAUUAAUUCUGGAGUUGUAAUUGUACGUUUUUGUCUAAUCCGCCACAAUAUAUUUUUUGUUUUGUGUCAGUGUAGGCAGGAUGCUGCUGUCUAAGGAAUAAAAUGUUUUAUUGCCA